Messenger RNA from Trichomycterus rosablanca, 3162 nucleotides. RefSeq names its product unc-51 like kinase 3 (gene ulk3). Gene Ontology annotation, molecular function: protein serine/threonine kinase activity; ATP binding. The transcript is spliced from 17 exons. The record is from RefSeq and is a predicted model, not a curated record. Gene Ontology annotation, biological process: autophagy of mitochondrion; regulation of autophagy; peptidyl-serine phosphorylation. Gene Ontology annotation, cellular component: autophagosome; phagophore assembly site membrane; cytosol. Lineage: Eukaryota; Metazoa; Chordata; Actinopteri; Siluriformes; Trichomycteridae. The coding region runs from base 109 to 1512 and encodes 467 amino acids.
GACAGUAAACAUGGAGGCGGUGAAAACAUUAUACUGUAGUGAAUAAACACAGGCUGGAUAAUUCACACUUUUAACCAGAAAGUCUUUGAUGUCAGGUGUUGGGGUAACAUGGCCUCGAGCUUUGCCCCGCCGAGGCUCGCGGACUUCCUUCUCACGGAGAGACUUGGCAGUGGUACCUACGCAACGGUUUACAAAGCUUACCGGAAGACUGAUUCCAGGGAGGCGGUGGCAGUGAAGGUGGUCAGUAAGAAGAGUCUGAACAAGGCGUCGAUGGAAAACCUUCUGACUGAGAUCGAGAUUCUGAAAACGAUCCGUCAUCCACAUAUUGUUCAGCUAAAAGACUUUCAGUGGGACAGUGAGAACAUCUACCUCAUUCUGGAGUGGUGCUCUGGUGGAGAUCUGUCACGUUUUAUCCGUAGCCGGAGGAUCUUACCUGAGAGAGUGGCACGCCGCUGCUUGCAGCAGAUAGCCUGUGCUCUGAAGUUCCUUCAUGAGAGAAACAUCUCCCACCUCGACCUGAAACCCCAAAACAUCCUGCUGAGUGGCAACGUCCUCAAACUAGCAGAUUUCGGCUUUGCUCAGUACAUGUCUCCGUGGGACGAGCAGAGCUCUCUUAGAGGAUCUCCUCUCUACAUGGCUCCGGAGAUUGUGUGCAGGCGACAGUACGACGCCCGGGUCGACCUCUGGUCUGUCGGGGUCAUCUUGUAUGAGGCGUUGUUUGGCCGUGCACCGUUUGCUUCCCGAUCAUACAGUGAACUGGAGGAGAAAAUCCGCAGUGAUAAACCCAUAGAGCUGCCAGUCGGUGCCAGAGUGUCCAGAGACUGCCGGGAUUUGUUACUCAGGCUGUUGGAGAGAGAUCCAGACUCACGGAUCACGUUCGAUGAGUUCUUCCUGCACCCGUUUGUGGAUCUGGAACACAUGCCCAGUGCUGAAAGCCUAACCAAAGCGAAGGAGCUGGUGCUGCGGGCGGUGCAGAAGGAUCAGGACGGGGAGAAAGCUGCAGCUCUGUCUCUCUACUGCUGCGCUCUGGAACACUUUGUGCCAGCUAUUCACUAUGAGCCAGACAGACAAAGAAAAGAAGCUCUGAGACUAAAGGUGAACCAGUACGUGUCUCGAGCUGAAGAACUCAAAGCGCUGGUGGAUUCAGACAACAGGAUCAGCUUUGAGAAAGCCCAGUCGGCCAGGGAUGUACUAAGGGAAAUGGCACGGGACCAGCCUCGCUUGCUCUCCGCACUGGAUUUAGCCGCAACUGCUGUAGCCAAGGAGCAAAGUGGGAUGGAGGAUUGUGAAACACUGGAUUUGUAUCAGCAGAGUCUGGGAGAGCUGCUGCUAGCACUGGCUGCCGAGCCUCAAGGUCGCAAGAGGGAACUGCUCCAUAACGAGAUUAAGAGUUUGAUGUGUAGAGCAGAAAACCUUAAAGAACAGAUCAAGAUUCAAGAAACUCAGACGGACGUUUCUGUCGAUAAAGAUCCUGUUGCUGAAUCUGUGCGAACAUCAUGCUGUCUACAGUAAUUUGAUUUUCCCAGGAAGGUCAUGUGACCCAAUUGACGCAUUAGGCCGCACUUUGGGUCUGAAGGAAUCGGACUGGAUCCUGGACUGAUGAACGACUACAAGCGACUACUGAAUCCUCACCAUGUAGUCGUAGUGACAGCAGGCAGCUUGUGUGAUACGUAUACUGAACAUAAACAUUCAUUCAUGUAUUUAUUUUCACUGCUUCCUCCUGAUCAGGGUCAUGGUGGGUCCGGUUUCCCCGGAAUCACUGAGCUUAAUGCAGUAACACACUCGUUGCCUCGGCCAUAACCGAUAAUUAGAUAAUUAUUUCUGUAUGUAGACGCCCGACCGGCCAACAGCAUCACUGGGGCUUCGAACCCUGGGUCUUAGCUGUAGUGAGCUAGUGCAAUUUACCACUGAGCCACCUGAGCAGCCUGUACAUAAACAGCCAGUCCACUUCUUCAUGGCAGUAUUUGGCAAUAUUAGGAGAAAACCUGCAACACUCCUUGCAAAGUGAUCAAACGUAAGGAUCAAACCCAGAACCCUUCCAGAAACAUUACUGUAUUGCCCACAGCUGAACAUGUCAAUAGUUCUCAAUAAAAUUCUGGAACAAGACUGCAGGAAUUCACUAAUGAGAGCUGAUUUACAGUCAGCAUUUUAUUCAGUUUAUUUCAAAGCUUCUGAAUGGGGUUUAGAUAAUGUCUCAGUUUGUGCAUGAAGGAACUGGAAAGGGUAUUCCCUAAACUCUUACAACAAAGGUGAAAUGCUAUAAUGUUCUAUUAUGAAAUAUCAUUUACAUUUUCAGCAUUUAACAGAUGCUUUUAUCCAAAGCGACUUACAGUUGUGACAUUAUACAGUCUGAGCAAUUGAGGGUUAAGGGCCUUGCUUGAGGGCCCAACAGUGGCAAACUAGCAAAGGUGUGGCUUAACCCGGUAACCUUUUUAAUUACUAGUCCAGUACCUUCACCGCUAGGCUACACCUGCCCACUGGAUGUUGCACAUUUUGGGCAUUUGUUUUACAGGAAAUAAGGCCUGACCCAGACCAUCACAAACAGGAUAGGACCAAAAAUAUGUGGACGUCUCAACACAAAUCCAUGGGCUUUGAUAUAGAGUUCAUCCUAAAUGUGUUUAAGGGCUGUGUGAAGGCCACUGAAGUUCCUCCACACCGCCACGUUAAAGAGCUCACUUUGUGCACAGGAACACGGACUAUAUCGCCCAAUUGUUUUAAUUUUAGACACCUUAUAGUGAAGCGUGUGGCUAAAACACCUUUUAAGGUUAAUCAUUACGAAGGGUUUCCACGUACGUAUGGCCAUAGUGUUUAUAAUUCUCCCAGCAUCCACCAAACCCAACCUCAUCAGUCAGCACAGACUAAUGAUGAAAACAGUCUUUAUUAACCGAAGCUUUAUUGGCAUGACAAAUAAGGACAUCACACCCCUACCCCUCUGUCAGCGCUGUGACACUCACCACAGCACAUCCACAUAACGAGCACUGGGUGGUGGUGAACAUGACUCCAGAGACGUGUUGUUUUCUACAAAUCUGCUGUUAUUACAUUUAUUCUGUGCCACCACACAUCAAUCCCCCAAAUCUUUUUCUCCUGACUGGUUUGACUUUGCUGAGAUAAUUUUGCUGGAAUUAUUUAUUGUCUAAAAUAAAAUAAAUAAAAUAAAUCUUA